Molecule: messenger RNA, 2537 nt
Organism: Mirounga angustirostris (Northern elephant seal)
Lineage: Eukaryota; Metazoa; Chordata; Mammalia; Carnivora; Phocidae
Gene: ISG20L2
Product: interferon stimulated exonuclease gene 20 like 2
Exons: 3
Coding region: 708-1754 (348 amino acids)
Cellular component (GO): nucleus
Molecular function (GO): nucleic acid binding; 3'-5'-RNA exonuclease activity
Source: RefSeq, a predicted model, not a curated record
GUGGGCGCGAGGGCGCUCUCCGUGGCGGGGACCCCCCCUCUCACCUCGGCGUACUCGCCGAGGCAGGCGGCCCCCAGCCUCGGUUCCCCGGCGGGAAUGUGUUGUCCGAGGGCCUGUCUCGGGCGCAGGGCUGGGGUGAGAUGCUUGCGGAGGGUCCCCCCCGGCCCGGAGCCGAGGGAGCCGCGCGGGGGGUGCCAGGGUAAGCCAGAGGCCCUGGGGGCCGGCCCCGCCACUGCCGGCGAGCACGCUUAGACCUCCCCGCCCCGGGCGGAUGACGGAGCUCCCCUGUUGUGGCUUUCCAGGCUCAGAGUUCGAGCUGCUUGGCCCUACAGCCCACUCAGUUUCCGAAUGAGACUGAGCUCGGGAGAGGCCAGGUGACCCUUGUCAAGACCGUGCAGCUGAUGAAUUGUGGGGUCGCGCCGGAAUCCAGGCUUCCUGGCUCAGACAGUGCUCCUAACACCGUUUCGCGUUACAGGUUCAUUCCCACUCUGGGCGGUCGCUCUGAUGUCUUUCCAACCUUAAGCCUCAUGAAGAUGGGUCUUACUGUUUACCAGGCCUGCGAGUUCGGUUAUCAGGAUCACUUUCUUCCCCAGGGUGUACUCCAGAUCUCCAGAUGCCGGCCUGUGGGGUUCAACAGAGGAUGAGUCCUCUGUCUUUCUGUCAUCAGUAAGCCACUCUUCCCACCUGCUCUGCCAUCCACUGUCCUCAUGUCUACCUUACUCCUCAAUCUGGAUUUUGGUGAACCUGCCCCCAAAAAAGCAUUUGAGGGGAAUGCCAAGCACCGCAAAUUUGUCAGGAAGCGGCGGCUCUUGGAACGGAGAGGCUUUCUGAAUAAGAAGAACCAACCCCCGAGCAAGGCGCCUAAGCUGCACUCAGAACCUCCAAAGAAAGGGGAGACUUCUAGCGUGGAUGGCACCUGGAAGGUCUCUCCCCUUCCAAAAAAGAAGACCGUUGCCUCCAGCAAUGGACCAGAGCAGUCCCCGGACAAGAAGGCUGCAGUGCCGUGGCUGACCCCUGCCCCUGCACGGAAGGCCGGGUCUGCAGUGGCUAAGGUGGAUUUGCUGGGGGAGUUCCAGAGUGCCCUUCCAAAGAUUAGGAGCCACCCAACUCGCCCCCACAAGAAGGGCCCCCAGAAGAACCCUACUCAGAAGAAUGCCCCACAGAGCUUCUCCCAGCCUCAUUCAGACAAUAAAUGUUCCGGAGCAUCCCUGAAGAUGCCAAGGAAGAUGGUGGCCAUUGACUGUGAGAUGGUGGGCACAGGACCCAAGGGGCACGUCAGUUCCCUGGCCCGAUGUAGCAUCGUCAACUACCACGGAGACGUGCUUUAUGAUGAGUAUGUCCUUCCCCCCUGCCACAUCGUGGACUACCGGACCAGAUGGAGUGGCAUCCGGAAGCAGCACAUGGUGAAUGCUACCCCUUUCAAGAUCGCCCGGAGCCAGAUCUUGAAGAUCCUCACAGGGAAGAUAGUGGUGGGCCAUGCCAUCCACAACGACUUCAAAGCCCUGCAGUACUUCCACCCCAGGUCCCUCACCCGCGACACCUCCCAUAUGCCCCCUCUCAACCGGAAGGCCGACUGCCCGGAGAAUGCCACCAUGUCCCUGAAGACUCUCACCAAGAAACUUCUGAACCGGGACAUCCAGGUCGGGAAAAGUGGACACUCCUCCGUGGAAGACGCUCAGGCCACCAUGGAGCUGUACAAGUUGGUUGAAGUCGAGUGGGAACAGCAGCUGGCCCAGAAUCCCCCAAAAGACUAGCGGCAGCGGGGGCGCAGGGGACACAGGAGAGCCGGCCGUGGACCGUGAGGGAGAUGGAGGCUCCGCCCCAGGCUCAAUAGUCAUUGAAGUUUCACCUCAGGUGUUGUGUCGUGUGUCUGGUUAAGUGUUCCGAGGAAGGAGGAAGGCUCCGCGUCAGAAGCAGCCCUCCACUGUUUACCUCUUACACGGUGCUAAGCACAGGUCCCAGGGUGCGGGGCUCCCACGGGCCUUCGGACCUUCACGGGGCACCCUGGGCAGUGUAGUUUCCCAAGCGGCAUUAUCCCCGGGAGGCCACAGGUCCCAUUGUAUGCCUUUUGUUCUCAAGUAAUUAGCAGCAUCCUCUUUCGCUCUCCAAAGUACCCUGGUUGGAUGACAGCAUAUCCCAGACUCCGCUUUUGGCUCAGAGUCUCCAUCUAGUCUGUGGUGGCCUGUCGCCCAUCCUUCCCACCUUGACCUCCAGAGGAUCCAUCCUGGGGGAGGUUCAGUUCCCCUUCGGGUUACAAGGCAGUAGAGGUAAGAGCGUGACUUGGAAAUCAACUUUUCUGGUUUAGGAAAGCAGUCUCUCUCGUAAAGUAAUAGAAAAUUUAUUUAAUUUAGAUCCCCCUUGAUAGGUUAAAAAAGAAUUUUAAGCAUUUUCAUGGUUUUUAGUGUUUUACUUUGUUAAACCAAAUCUCUAAAGACUCAAAUUAUUCCCUCGAUAAAUGUUUGUAACGGAAGAACUUUUAAUUGUGCGCUCCUGUUGUUGUUAUUUGAACUUUACAUUAAAAAGCUUUGUCAUGAGGA